Molecule: messenger RNA, 2053 nt
Organism: Cherax quadricarinatus
Lineage: Eukaryota; Metazoa; Arthropoda; Malacostraca; Decapoda; Parastacidae
Source: RefSeq, a predicted model, not a curated record
AUGACGGAUGUGCAAAAAUGCGGAGGAGCACUCUACGAGUGUGAAGAUAUGGUGCGCAAUUUGUUGGCAGUAAGGGAAGCAAGAAAAGUAAGGCAUAAUGUAUUAUGGAUCAUCAAGUUUUAUGUGCAACUCGUCAUCACUUACCUUCCCAAGCAGUUUGCGGAGCACGUGUUUCGGACCUUCGAUGCUAAUGGGGAUGGCACCAUAGACUUCCGGGAGUUCUUGUGUGCCCUUUCUGUUACAUCAAGAGGAAAAUUGGAGCAAAAGCUGAGGUGGGCCUUCUCAAUGUAUGACCUAGAUGGCAAUGGAUACAUCAGUCGACAGGAGAUGCUAGAAAUUGUUACGGCAAUUUACAAGAUGGUUGGCUCUGUGAUGAAAAUGCCAGAAGAUGAAAGCACUCCUGAAAAACGUACAGACAAAAUAUUCCGUCAAAUGGAUAAGAAUAAGGAUGGCAAACUUAGCCUUGAAGAAUUCAUUGAAGGGGCCAAGAGUGACCCCUCCAUUGUGCGUUUGCUGCAGUGUGACCCUCAAUCAUCUCAGUGACCUCUCUGAACCUAACCUCAUCUCUACUAAACUAUCUAAAUACUGUAUCUGAUAAAACCUUAAACUUGUAAUUACUACUCUUGGCCAUAAUAAACUUCCACAAUCUCUAAUAUCCCUUAACAUUAAAAACAGAAUCUUAAUAUUAGUAUCUUCCUCUAAACUGUCCACAGUCUCCCUGAAGCCCUUUAUUCCUCACCUUCCCAGGCAUUCUGCUUUUCCACUCUUUUUCAAUAUUUUUCAGAACCCCCUCUGCAUCGACUCCUUCCUGACCCACACAAGAUUCUCUGUUUUAUAGGUCAGAUUCUUUAUUUCCACACUCCCAGCUUCUCUUAGCUCUGAAGUGUCCCUAUGACAUCUUUUCCUGUCCUUAUCCUUAACUAGCCCCUGGAGGGUUAUAAGGACUAGGUGCUUACGGUGUGAAUCACACUGUCGCCUCGCUGUGUUGAGAUGCCGACCUCUAGCCCUGUAUCACAUUUGUGUUUGGCUUCAAUUGGCAUUGAACCUGCUAAAAAGAGCAAAUGAAGGGCUAUAUUUGUUUUAUAGUGUUAGAUAUGGGGCCUGAAUGUUUUAAGGGAUGUAACUUUUGUAAUGAAGGUGGGCCUAUGUGGGUUGUGUGGAGUGAGCAAUUGUACUGGGCAGGAGGAUGUCUGCUCCUGCUUAGCCCUCCUGUAUGUACUGCAUGUUACCUGCACAAAGAUUUCCUUGUCUGGUGCUCACCUGUCAGAGUCGGAAUAAGUAAGAACAAAAGUGUAGCAAUGCAUAGGGGUUGUAAUUUUUCAAUGAUCCCAUUGUACUUAAAUAGCGGAGAGUUGGCUUUACUCUGUCGGAUGUUCCGAGUCAUUCUACAUACCAGUUAUGUGUAUUCCAUUUCCAUUUUUAUUUACAUUUUGUCAAUUGCAUGUUAAUACUGGCAGGUGUUUGAUUUUCCCAUAUUCCAUGACAAGCUCCUGACAAAUUGGUGAUCAUCAAUUAGAAAAUUUUAUAUUUUUUAUCUUUUGUAAGAUUUAGUACAAUUAUCCAAGGGCUGGUAAUGAUUUGUAAAUAUAUAAAUAAAGAAGAAGGUAACUGAUGACAGUAAAGUUUUUUACAAGAAUUUUAGUUGAAUUUUAUAUUAAAAGAAUAUUUGAUCAAAUUUAUAUUAAUAAAUUAAUAGUAUGAUUGGUUAUCCAGGAGAUAUCUCUCCUAUAAAUAUUGCUUACCAAAAUAGCAGCUGCCUUCUCCUUUGUCUAGUGCACUUGUGACCUUAUGGGUAAUGCUAAAGCAUAACAAAUAUUUCCAUUUAGGUUAGUUUUAAUGAAGCACAAAAUUGUUAAAAAUAAAAGACUACGAAUUUGAUAGAAAAAAAAGUCAAGGUGGCUAUUGCUUAGUGACAAAUAUUUUAUUGCAAAUGUGUCGGAAGUAACGUGGAUAUGGGGGCUGCCAGAAAGCUACGCUUUUUGAUAUGAAUGUGAUCAAGUUUUCCCCUGCCUUUGCAAUCAGUGUGUAUUCAACAAUUGUUCUUGAUCUUUGU